AUGGAAACGCUACAUCAGCACAUAAUAAAGAUGGAAGAGGACUAUACUUUGGGUUCAGACUCUGACCCAGAUGCUGCUUACAUGGCCAGCUCUUGGAACUGGAAAAACAAUUCUGACAGCUAUUCCUUUAGCCAAACUCCAUCUCCACAGAGCUUGUCUCCUGCUGCCUCCUUUGAGUCCCCCUCCUCUGGUUCCUCACAGCCACCAGGCUUUGAGGAGAUGUCCCUCAACGAGGAGAUGGUGGCCUACAGACUUUUUCCUUAUUCUGCUCAAUGUCAAUAUGAAGCUGCUAAAGGUACAGGAGAACAACCCAGGCGUGAACAUGGUUACAAAGCAUCGAUGACAACUCAACGCAGGAGAAAGGCCAGCGAAAGGGAAAAAAUGAGGAUGAGGGCAAUAGCCGAUGCUCUUCAUACCCUUCGCAGCAACUUACCACCAACCUACAGCCAAGGUAGGCAGCCUCUUACCAAGAUCCAGACCUUGAAGUGCACCAUUUCCUACAUCGAGGAGCUCACAAACAUUCUCAAUAAUACCAAAGGGACAUAUUGA
Messenger RNA from Spea bombifrons (plains spadefoot toad), 549 nucleotides. It is a transcript of the gene MSGN1, whose product is annotated as mesogenin 1. Bases 1 to 549 code for a protein of 182 amino acids. Gene Ontology annotation, biological process: regulation of transcription by RNA polymerase II; mesoderm formation. Gene Ontology annotation, cellular component: nucleus. The record is from RefSeq and is a predicted model, not a curated record. Gene Ontology annotation, molecular function: DNA-binding transcription factor activity, RNA polymerase II-specific; RNA polymerase II cis-regulatory region sequence-specific DNA binding; protein dimerization activity. Lineage: Eukaryota; Metazoa; Chordata; Amphibia; Anura; Pelobatidae. The transcript has a single exon.